Molecule: messenger RNA, 4455 nt
Organism: Anopheles marshallii
Lineage: Eukaryota; Metazoa; Arthropoda; Insecta; Diptera; Culicidae
Gene: dtn
Product: transmembrane protein 132E
Exons: 13
Coding region: 1-4455 (1484 amino acids)
Source: RefSeq, a predicted model, not a curated record
AUGAGACCCCCCGGUAUUUCGGUUCUGCAGGACGAUAUCACGCGGUUGACCGUUCUCGGUGCUGAGCAAUAUACCACCGAUUUCUUCAACGGUAUUCUAAGUCUGACGUUUGCAGUAGAAGUUCACUUCGAAACUCCCGACAGUGGUUUUUUUCUGAAGCAUUCUCCACGACAAAGUGCACUGGCAUCAGUCGUGUCGGGUGCAACAUCUAACAAUGGCAAGGUACGAUCAGCUAACGGCGAUUCCUUGCUUUCGGUGGAUCGAUUUACGGUAGUACAAACUAAUCAACCAGUGUCUGUGCGAGCCAGUUAUGGGCCUUUCUCAACGAAACAAACAGUACCCGCACGAUACAUCGUACCCGAUGUUCUGGAAACCACGAACCUUGACGGUAACUCUUCACAAAAUACCACUGCCGCAUUGAUGGACUUGCAGCAGCAAUCUAAUCUGCAUCUGGACAUAUCAGCCCAUGUUGUCCGGAGCACAAUUGCCCGUGAUUCACCGGUGCUUCGUGUUUUGUUUCAUGCUGGUGCCGAUCCUGGUGGUCAUUUACAGCGACAAAAAAUAUGCGUACUAUUGCACGCUUCCAUGGGUAACAGAAUCCCUCUUAAAGGUAGAUGUAUGCCUGAAGGAGAAGAUGGAGUAUGUGUCGCAGAAGUAAUAAUACCAGCCAACUGGUGGCCAGCACUACCACCUCCAGAGAGAGAUGGCCGACUAUCCAGCACUCCACCGAAAAGCCCACAAAGAUUAGUGCAAGUAUCUUACAGUGUGUUUGAACCUCCUGCUAGGAGUCCUGAACUUUGUGAGCCUAAAGUGCAGAUUCAACCGCUAACGCCAUUUGCAAAAAUUCCGCUUAGUCAGUCUCAAUUGCCCUACAAAGAACUUCGCUCUGAUAAUACACUUACAAUGAUGGUACCACAGAUACCAUUGUACCCACUUUCAAAACUACACGUUCCAGUUUUUCUUCAUCCGGAAAAUGGACAAAAUAUUGCAGUAUUCAUAGUAAGAGCUCGAGUAAAAGCCGGUAUGCGUAUUCUUGGUGCUGUAGCAUCAUCAGAUGAGUGGAACGUUUCAGUAGAGAAGGAAAACACUAAACACACUGUGGCGCGGGUAACUGCUUUUCGUAAAGAUCAGGAUCCAGACAGUCCUACGAGAGGAAUUCGUUUUGAUGAUGUUUCUUCGAAUGAGGGUGUUGUUGAAGUUUUUUCAUGGUUGCUUGAAAUUUCUAAUGAUACCAAGGAAUAUUGGGAUGGUGGAAGAAUCAUUUGGUCCGUUAGCUAUGUUCACGAUGGACCGAAAAUGAAAUUAGAUUUGUCGACUGAAUCCUCACUGAUGAGCAGCACCGGUUUGCAUGAAGAAGGUCGAAAAAAAAUAGUAGCAAAACUCGAUAUACAAAAGGAUGAUAUUCAAGCUGUAUUGCCUAUUGCCAAGAAUUGGGAACUUAUGAAUACGGCUGUUCUUACCGGUAGACAAGUAUCACAGGCCAUGAAAGUAUUCAUAGUAUCACAAGCUGGCAAAAUGGCUGAUGUCACACUUCAGAGUUCAUGCCAGACCGAAGAUGAAAGUGUGAUAAAAGUAUCGUCGUCAUGCAGCUCCGUUUAUGUAGAUGGGUCAGAAGUACGAGGUUCAUCCAAUGCCUCAAUAUUGGUAAAAUAUGGAACAUAUUCCGGACUGGCUCGGUUCACCGUAUGGAUGCCUGAAUUUCCCUUAGAGGUAUCCGUCGCCGAUUUUCGAUUAUCUCAGAUCAAAGGUUGGAAAAUUCCGGAGGAUCAUAACACUGUAAAUGGAAAACCAAAUCGGCGCAGGAAGCGAGCAUAUAGCAAUGGUGGUGCAUGGAGUCAUCAUAACGACGAUUUCAACAAUGGCGUCUCACCAGAAAGAGGUGUGUGUCGUGCGAGAUAUCAACAAAGUCCGGUGGAAGUAUAUGCGAGGUUCGUAGCAAUGGAUCAAGAUUCAGGACGUGUUAGCUAUUUAAUUUCCCGCCGUACUGGGUUGCGGGUUACGGAUUUGGUUCAAUCGUUACUGCGAGUUGCGGAUCCAAAAAUUGCUAGUCUAAGAGGACGAACACUUCAAGGACGUGCCAUGGGCCGCACGGAUGUUCAGGUUCUUUCGCCAAUCAAUGGAAGGGUAAUAGGCGCUCGUGAAGUGCGUGUAGGUAGUGACAAAGUAACUAUAACGCGGUUGAUAGUUAAAGUGGUUUCCGGAUUACAAUUAUCAAUAUCUGGUGACGGUUCGAUCGAUAGUGGGUAUAUUGCCGAGACCUCGGUUACACGAAGGCUAACUGCACAGUAUCAAGAAGGUCUUCUUGAUAUUGAACUAGAAUUUUCCGAUGGAUCCAAAACACCCCUCAGAGAUAUUUCUGUCGAUGAUUAUUUCCUCUUGGUCGAAAGUCUUGAUACGGAAGUUGUUGCCUUUGCACCAAUGCUUGCAUCGCAUCAUCCACGAGUUAUAGCAGUUGGGGAAGGAAACGGGGAGUUAUUAAGAGUUACCUUGUUGCUUUCGGAGGAAUGCCGUAUUCGUCGUAAUAUGCCGGUUUCCAAACAGGGUAUUAAGACAUCUGUUGGUCCGUUGGUUAGUGCACUUGCAUCUGUUCAAGUUGAUUUCAGUGGAUCAGAUACGAAUACCAGAACAGACACAUUACAGAACGAUGGUGCUGUGGGGCGAGAUCGUAACAAAAUGGGAAAAGAAUUAAAUGACUUAGAGGAUAUACUUAUUGGGAUUCCGCUGCAGGAUGAUAACGGUCACGAAACUGCAGCUGUUGUGCAUUCUUCCAGCAAGCAUCUUCGAGGAAAUGUAGGCGGUGGUAUUAUCAGCAGUAACAGCGGGAUGGUCGGAGUUUUCUCAUCAAAUAAAAGUAUGGUUCAUGGCGAUGCAUCCACUCUUGAAAUAGGCAUGUACAUUGUGUUAACUGCCUUUUGUUUGGCCAUUGCCGUAUUUGUGGUGUCAUGUGUGGUAUACGCGUCUAAGUACCGACCGGUAAUGAUUGAUGCAAAUGGUGAUGCUAGUGUACGCGAUGGUAUGGGACAUUCAACUGUGUUUGAUAUUGGAAAAGGUAAUGAGUCCUGUGCUACUAAUGCACACGAUUGGGUAUGGUUAGGUCGGGCAACUGUUGAUCGAUCUAACGCGGAUGUAUUAGAAGCAGGUGCAAGUCAAAAAGAUUCACGGAUGCACAUAAUUAGUAAUCCAAUAGACUCUAAAUACGAUGAUAUGAGCGAACAAGUCGUACAAAUUAAUAGUUUCGAUAACCCCAAUCAUAUUCAAUUACCAUCAGCUGUAGCUGUAUCUCUGCAAAAUAAGCGUACAGGAAUCAUAGCAAACGACAAAUCCGUUACACCAAUUAAUUCCUGCACAUAUAAGACGCGUGAUCGAUACAAUCGUGCAAUGAAUGAUGAAGUCUCUAUAAUACCGCAACGUAGUACGGCAACGACGGUGGUUGAUCGAAUCGAAUACCGUCCACCAGUGCCACCGCAUCGUAAUAUAGGUGUAACUGCUCAUGUUUCUAAUAAGCAACUGCCUAUUGACACCGUUCCACAGUUGAAGAUAUCGAAGCGUUAUCAUCAUCGUCCUCCCAGGACAAGCGGUGGGAUAGCGCUCAGUAAUGUGGGUAGCAGUUGCUCGAGCAUGAAUCCCGCAUUUGAUAUACAGCUACAAAACAGUUCUGGAUUACAACAGCGUAACAUAAAUCAUACUCAGCAGCAACUAAACUUAGCCCUCUUUAAUGGUGGUAGCAAUGGUAACUCUAAAAAUGCUAAACAAUACCAAUUAGCGCAGUCGAUACAAACUAGAAAAACGAACAGAUCACCGCACUCGUUUGAAAACAUGGGCUUCUCUAUCACCUCACUAUCUAAUACUGAAAAUUAUCAAAAUGGCGAUAAAAUCCAUCAACAACAUCGGUCACCAAAAGAAUUGCAUAUGGCUGAACGUUUGGUAGAGCAACCGAAUGGCCAACUGACGGCAUUUAAAUUUGACACAAUAAAUCAACAUCAAAAACAUCAUCAGCCAUUUGAAUGUCCUAAGUCCUCAAUACAAUCACCUGAGAUCAUUGCAAAUCCAGGUGAUCAGAAAAGCACUGGUUACAAUCAACAAUUCCAGCAACAACUGAACAAAUCUCUUGAUGGUAUAUGCAGCGUCGGUAAACAGAAACACAUCGAUGAGGAAGAAAGCCAAAAAAGCGUGUCCUUAUCCUCAGAUGACGAUGGUGGCUUUGCCCCAACAGUUGAGCAGUCGUGUAGAAAAAUUAAUGUUAACGUGGAAAGUACUGCGCCAGCCUAUGUUGCGUCUAUGAUAGCUUCAACGAAAGAAGCUAACAAAAAACCAACUGUAGUGGGAAAUCCGAUGUUUUCAACUACACCUGACAGUGAAUUGGGACCGGGAGAAAGUCUAGGGUUAGAUGAUCUAGACAUGGAUUACGAACAAAUUAUGCAUUACUUCGAUAACCUGAAGGUAGGCAAGUACUAA